Eruca vesicaria subsp. sativa (arugula) is the source of this 1394-nucleotide messenger RNA. The record is from the annotation of a GenBank genome assembly. Lineage: Eukaryota; Viridiplantae; Streptophyta; Magnoliopsida; Brassicales; Brassicaceae.
AAAAUAAAAGAAAAACUUCCAAAAGAAGCGGAAACAGAAAAAGAAAGAGAGAAGAAAAGAUGCUGAACAGAGCAGUUGUUGUUGCUUCUUCAUCAUCAGUUUCUCUCUUACCAAACUCCAAGCCUUUCUUCUUCUCCGUCAAAAACCUCUCCGGGUUUCGCUCUUCCUCCUUCUCCGGCGGCUUCAUUCGUAGAAUCAGCCGUACGCCUCUCCGAAUGACGACUCCUAAUUUGACCCCGAGAGCUAUGGCCGCCGCACAGCAGCUCCAGAACGCAGAUCAGCUCAUCGAUUCAGUCGAAACUUUUAUCUUCGACUGUGACGGAGUAAUUUGGAAGGGAGAUAAAUUGAUUGAGGGAGUUCCUGAAACUCUUGAUAUGCUACGUGCCAAGGGAAAGAGGCUGGUUUUUGUGACGAACAACUCAACAAAGUCUAGGAAACAAUAUGGCAAAAAGUUUGAGACUCUUGGCCUGAAUGUUAACGAGGAGGAGAUAUUUGCUUCUUCUUUUGCUGCAGCUGCAUACUUGCAGUCUAUUAAUUUCCCCAAAGAUAAGAAGGUCUACGUGAUUGGUGAGGAGGGUAUCUUGAAAGAACUCGACCUUGCUGGUUUCCAGUACCUUGGAGGUCCGGAUGAUGGAAAAAGACAGAUUGAACUGAAGCCUGGAUUUUUAAUGGAGCAUGAUAAUGAUGUGGGAGCUGUGGUGGUUGGAUUUGAUCGUUAUUUCAACUACUACAAAAUUCAGUAUGGAACACUCUGUAUCCGUGAAAACCCGGGUUGUCUGUUCAUUGCUACAAACCGAGAUGCUGUCACCCACCUUACCGAUGCUCAAGAAUGGGCAGGUGGUGGUUCUAUGGUUGGUGCUCUUGUUGGAUCCUGUCAACGUGAACCUCUUGUUGUUGGAAAGCCCUCAACUUUUAUGAUGGACUAUUUGGCAGACAAAUUUGGAAUCGAAAAGUCACAGAUAUGCAUGGUGGGUGAUAGAUUGGACACUGAUAUUUUGUUUGGGCAGAAUGGUGGUUGUAAAACUCUGCUUGUCCUCUCGGGUGUUACUUCUAUCUCAAUGUUGGAAAGCCCUGACAACAAGAUACAACCAGAUUUCUACACCAGCAAGAUUUCUGAUUUUCUUUCACUCAAAGCAGCUAAUGUAUGAUGAACAAGAAAGCACGUGCCGCGUCAAUCACUCGGUAGAACUCAGUGAAAAUACAGAGGCGAUCCAUACGUUUAUCUUUUGUAUACGCUUUUUCUUGCUUGUUUUUGGCAAGCUUCAUUUAUUUGUAGCGUCUUUCUUGUGCAUGGCGAAUUAGAGAGCCAACGAGUAUUGUGUACAACCGUCUCAUUCUCUCUCGAAGUACCACUCCAAUCAUGUUUAUCUCACAACUAUAAAUUUGAAAACACC